Messenger RNA from Penicillium hordei, 891 nucleotides. RefSeq lists its product as uncharacterized. Bases 1 to 891 code for a protein of 296 amino acids. The record is from RefSeq and is a predicted model, not a curated record. NCBI's taxonomy places the organism in Eukaryota, Fungi, Ascomycota, Eurotiomycetes, Eurotiales, Aspergillaceae. The transcript has 2 exons.
AUGAAUCCCAAAAUAUCACCAAUCAUGAAAGGCAAACUAAUGUACUUCGACGAAGUAGCGUGGGACAAAAGCGACGACGAACUAUCAACCUGGGAAACAAGCCUCCUCACCUCAGGCUCCAGGAGAAGAAUAGCAACAUUAAUCAAAACCCACCGACAAAGUGUAGCAGACAAACUCUUCCCACCACAGAAAGGGUCCUUCAAUAUGAUAAUCCGUCUCCACUUCAUCGACGGCGCCUCAGCCAUCUCCGUCAUGCGUUUUCUCCAGCGUAACACAGGUAUCCGCAUCCCACACAUCUUUCACCAUGGAAGCAGCGCCGAAAGUCCGCUUGGCCUAGGCCCAUUCAUUAUCAUGGAGUAUAUCAACCAUAACGCUGAUCUGGUAGAUGCACUGAAUAUACCCGGAAUACCGGAUGAAGAACGACCUGUUAUCGAUCCCUAUAUUGACGAAGAUAGGCUGCGCUCGGUGUAUACUCUACUUAUGCGGCCCCGUUGGAGUUUGUGUAUAGUCCGCCGCGCUGGCUGUUGCUUGAACGGCCAAAAUGGGCUUGAUGACUGGGAGCAGGUGUAUGAGAACCGGUUGGAGGUUUUCUUGCAGGAGCUGCGGAUGCGAGAGGAUGUUGAUAUUUGGCGUGGGUUUAUUGGUGAGGAGAAUCGGCUUUCUGGUCAUAUGCGAGAGAGCUGGGAUAAUGGUGGGUUCUGGGUUAGUUAUGCGGCGAGGAGGAGUUGGGCCUUUGAUGUUAUCUACUGGGCAAAGGUUGAUCGGAGGUUCUUUGGGGAGGGGAGUUUGGGGGAUAGAAUUGGGUUGUUGACUGUUGAAGAGAGGGAUAGGAUGGAGGGGUUUGUACAGAGGAAGUUGGCUGAGAAGGAGGAGGGGGGUUUAGGGAGUUGA